AUGUCAGUUAAACAAAAUUCGAUAUUUCUAGUCUUGAUAAUUGUCCAAGUUCUUAUGAUCGGAAUAAUAGCUGACCAGUCUUCAGGACUAGAUAAAGAGAUUGUCGAUGCUAUGCAGUCAGCUAUGCAUGUAAACUUAACUACAAGACUUGUGAAUAUCACUGCUACUGUUUCUACUACUGUUACAUCAUCUACUUUAAAAAGAAAACAUUUUUCUAGUAAAACAACUACUGAAGCAAGACCUGAAUGGCUCGGAGAUGCAAUUAAAGAUAUUGCUUAUUAUUUAAGAUCCCACAAAUUUAACGAAUAUGACAGAAGGUACUACAAAAAUGGAACUAAUGCACCCAGACUGUAUCAUCAGCAUUUUCCACGACCACCACUGAGAUCUCUCCACUGGGAGGUGCGUUUAAAUUGUGAGGAGUCAUUCAUACGAUGCGUCGACUACUUGAGAGGUAAAAUAAAGGGGACCGCCUUGAGAAGACAGGAUGACACGUCUAUAGUCGUACAAGAGAACCAAUGGCGUUACCCAAAUAAUUCAAGGGAAAUCGAUCAAACUGAUUUGGAGUGUAGAAAAACAUUAAAAACUGAUUUCAACUAUGCACCGCCGUUUGAUGGUCCACUUGAAAGAUAUCAAUGGAGAAGUACAGCAAGUUACUAUAUGUGUUGGUUCACUAUGAACGAAAUUGAUGAUUUGAAGCAUAUAGGAGAAAACUGCGAUAAUUUUGCAUAUUGUAUGGAUAUGUCUUUUGGGCCCCGACACAACGAUCCAAGAGCAGAUGAUUCUACACCUUUCGAAUGUGCCAGAUAUAGCUUUUGUCCGGACCCGUGUUGCUCUAACAAGCAUCUGGAUAAUAUCGAGCGCUGCUGGAACAAUGAGGAAAAUCCCUGCUUUGACGAAAACGCCCCCGGACAAAGGGACUGCUCUGUCAGCAAAUCAGAAAAUAUCGAUUUCACAAAUUUGAUUCUGAAUAGAUGGAAUGUGUCUUGCAAUUGUCCGAAUAAGGGAUAUAUUUGGAGUUCUCUCUAUGGAAUUUGUGUCGAUAUAAAUGAAUGCAGUGAUACAAAAAAUCCUCCAUGUGCAGAAUCUGGACAAUCUUGUUUAAAUUUGCCUGGAAGUUAUGAAUGUAUUUGCCAAUGGGGCUACUUCUACAGUCCCCAGAAACAAAGUUGUAUACAUAGUGACGUCUUGUCAAAUAUAAUGUUAGAUAGUGAAGCACAUCAGAAUAUUUCAGCAAAAAUAAAAUGGGAGAUAAUCAUGAAGAAAGUGCUAAAGUUUUUGCGAAAAUCUGAAUAUGUCGAUAAAUAUAGAGUAUGUCAACAAUUAUUGUGA
Molecule: messenger RNA, 1329 nt
Organism: Sitophilus oryzae (rice weevil)
Lineage: Eukaryota; Metazoa; Arthropoda; Insecta; Coleoptera; Curculionidae
Exons: 8
Coding region: 1-1329 (442 amino acids)
Molecular function (GO): calcium ion binding
Source: RefSeq, a predicted model, not a curated record